Exophiala aquamarina CBS 119918 is the source of this 1089-nucleotide messenger RNA. RefSeq lists its product as uncharacterized. The record is from RefSeq and is a predicted model, not a curated record. Bases 1 to 1089 code for a protein of 362 amino acids. The transcript is spliced from 2 exons. NCBI's taxonomy places the organism in Eukaryota, Fungi, Ascomycota, Eurotiomycetes, Chaetothyriales, Herpotrichiellaceae.
AUGGCAGCAAUGUUGCCACCACCAGUCCCAGCUUCGAACGAAACAAGCUCAUCGAGCUCAAGUCGCAAACGCAACCGAAGUGAUAUCGACAGUGCGAAUGAAUCUAGCACAUCGUCGACUUCACUCUUUUCGAGGAGGACGAAACAAAAAAUUGUUGAGCGCAAUAAUGGCGGGAGAUGCUGGCAUUGUGGCGGUGGUGCGCCAGACAUUGCUCACGUUAUAAGUAAAAAAGACGGCUCGUUUAGCAAAUAUGUAGCAUGGGGCCUUCUGACAUUCGAUCAUCUGGGAGACGAGCAAAAUGGCCUUCCUCUCUGCCCUUCGUGCCAUCGAGCAUUCGACGAUAUCAAUAAUCCCGGCUUGAUAUUUAUUCCUACCCAUCUAGAGUAUUUUAUCGAUUUCGAGCUUAAGGAUUACAACAACAGACUUGAUGUCGCGAGACGACUGAGCCAUGUUCCUCCGCGAAUCGUCCCAACGCCGCAGAUGUAUGCUGAUUAUCUACAAGGACGGCAAAUCCUGUCGCCCGAGACAAAAGGAGGAAGUUACUGGCGUUACACCUUAAGGGACUUUUUCCCCGUAAAUGCAGACAAGAGCUUUAUCCCAGGACUGGGUCCAUUCAAAGAGCCAGGAUCGUGGUGUGGUGCGCCCAUGGCAGCGCUGAGACGUGCUUUCCAAGUCAUCAGUGACCCUACCAUAGAAGGAAUCCCGGAAGAUCAACUCGAGCAGCUGUGGCAGCUGCGCAGGUUGUAUGCCAGAAAGGAUCCCCAAAUCCAUCUGGUUGAAUCUCAUACAGCCGAGCAAAAUGCAGCACGAAUGAUAACAUCAAGCGGUGAAGCUGCUGCUCAAGUACCAACCUCCUCAACAGCAACUUCUGCACCAGCACAAUUCAUAACAGAUUCCUUUGUUGAUGAUCGCGGUCGAAGAAAUAAUCUCGUUACGUCUGGAGCUAGUUCCCAGAGGAUGAUAUCCACAAAAUCAACAAUCACGUCUAUGAUAUUUUGCGAGGCGAAGUCCCCGCAAUUGCGAAAGUUUGGGAGGGGGGCGUCCACCGAGAUCAAUAUUCAGCGAUAUCUGACCAUGCUGAAGUCCUAG